Molecule: messenger RNA, 2299 nt
Organism: Archocentrus centrarchus (flier cichlid)
Lineage: Eukaryota; Metazoa; Chordata; Actinopteri; Cichliformes; Cichlidae
Gene: fancc
Product: FA complementation group C
Exons: 16
Coding region: 171-1916 (581 amino acids)
Biological process (GO): cellular response to oxidative stress; interstrand cross-link repair; nucleotide-excision repair
Cellular component (GO): Fanconi anaemia nuclear complex
Source: RefSeq, a predicted model, not a curated record
UGAAGAGGGAAGUUCAGUUUGUUUGCAUCGAGACAGAAAAAGCUUUGCUACGUCUCUGGAGUCAUGAAGAAUGAAUGAUAUAGCUGAUUUCUGCUCCGUGGAUAUAUCAAUUUAAUGGCUCUACGUCGUAUUUACAGGUCCUCAGUAAAUUUUCCUUGACAAGAAGCCAAAUGUCUGAGGAGCAGCCACUGAGCCAGCUCCAGCAAACUGAGGAGCUGUUGCUGAAUGUCCAGGAGAUGCAGUUCUGGCUGGACAAAGCAGUGGCUUGGGGCCAGGCUGACAGUCUGGACACUCAGAAGGACACCUGCCUACACAUGAGCAGACUGAGGGAUUUCCUCCAGCAGCUUCUCACACACAUAAACAGCAUGAGCUCUACAACGGAAACCAUGAAGAGGCUGCCCCUCCUAGGUCAGUUUUUGGGCCGGCUCUGUUGGAACCCUUAUGUCACUGCGUCUGAUACAAGCAGAGGGCUUCUACUUGGGUGCCUGUGGGGACUGUACUCAGAGCCUCCAAGCAAUGCUGUGGAGAGAAAAGCCAACCAGUGGAUACAGAAAGUGUUGUGUCAGCUUGCUACAGAAGAAGAUGACGCUGCAGCACAAGCAUUAAUGAAGCAUAUGGGUAUACCAGCUGAAGAGUACCAUCUUAAAGUCCUGAGAAAGAAGGUGGCACUGCUGCAGGAAAACGUUGGGCAAAGCUGCAGUUCUCUGAACAAUCAGAGGUGUUCAUGUGUCAAUAUUGUGGAUAUAGCAGAGGCAUGUGUCCCCCUUGUCACGUGUCCUGAGGCGUCUUCUCUCAUUGGCGUAUUGCUACAGCGCCCGGUGACUUGUGUCAGAGAAGCUCUCAGUGAGGACUUUCUAGAUUCUCUGGCCUCUGCCUACUCAAGUCAGGGCUUGGCAUUGGAAGAGCAGGCCUUGAUAUCUCUGUGGUAUCACAGCUUCUCCAGCCUGGAAGAGUCAGUGCUCAGUCUGUUGCAGUCUGUUAUCACUACAGGGUCAACACCACAGAAGAUAGAGCAACAAGUAGCACAAUCACUCCUGCCUAAAGCUUGUGCUCAGCACUGCUCGAUAUUCUUGGUUGUAAAUGACAUCUUAAGGUCCAUCUUUAAACAAGCAGAAGGAAAUGAGUCUGUUAAGACUCUAGUCCAGACCUUUACCAAGUGUUUCCUGAGGGAACUGGCACCGCUGAAGCCUCAGACAAGCAUAUCUUUGAAAGCCUUCUUCCCACAAUCACCUUCAAGUCUGCUGGUUCCUCUCUUGACGAUGCCAUCAGAGAUGCCUCAGGGGGCUUGGAGAAAUCACCUGAACUGGCUCAGCAGCUCAUUACAGAGACUGACAGAGGAGGAAGAGCAGGGAGACGGAGACAGCAGAAGCUCCAGGGGGCACCACAAUGUGUUUGAGGCCUGGUUCCUGCUGGGUCAGUGUGCCCACUGGGUGCAGGUGGCUGUCCAGCUGCUGGUCACAUCAGGGCCUGAAGAUAUUGGUCCCCUCCUGUGGCUGCUGACCUUCUACCACCACCCCACCAACAGGUGGCACCACAGAGCUUCACUGCUGGCGCGAGCCAAAGAAGCGUGGAAGGACAUAUACGCUCUUUUCUCGGUCGCAGCUCAUCCUCUCCCCAGUGACCGUGUGCAGUCACUGGUCACGCUGGUUUCACCACAACCUGAACAGCAAUCACUCGCUCCAUUAUUGACUGUCAGCCUUUUAGUUAACGUUGCUGUUUUCUGCCAGCUGCCACUGAGUGGCUCAACAGAGAUUUUACAGACGGUGGUGGAUCAGUCUGGUCUGCUUGAUGAAGCAGCAUGUGUUCUCAGCUCACUGGAGCUCAGACUAAACGAAGGAAGCUGUUUAUCAAGCGACCCAGUUCAUCUCAGGAUCAAAGCACUUCAAAACACAAUAACACAAACGCAUUCAGAGUGAGGCCACGUGGGACAGAAGGCCACAAGAAGUUCCCGCCACGCUGAGCUUGCCUCCAGGUGUAGCUCUGCCACAGCAGGUCUCCUCCAGGUGGUACGGGUCAGCCUGGUUAUAAUAAGUGUCUCUGAUACGCCAAAUUGAGUUGUCAUAUUUGUAUUUUACAUAUAAAAUCAGGCUAACAGGCAUGUGUAGCAUGUCUCUCUUUUGUCUCUUAAAGAAAAGGCAUACAUUGAUUUAAAACAUUUUUUUUUAUUUUAACAUAAAUGACAAAUAAAAGAAUCGAUUAUACAUAAACAGCUUUGCCAUUCGUAUUUGCACAGCAGUUCUAAUCUCGUCACUUACACAUAUAGAAAUACCCUGAGAGUCGUCUGUUUCAUUACAGCCAG